GGCAGGAUUAGGAUAAUGGAUAAUGAUUACGACCACGUGGCCCACGAGAGUGGGGGCCCGCAAUCCAGCCCAACUCGUGUCUUUUUGCUUGGAGGCCCAUCUUGGGUGAAUUGGGAUCAGUCGGACCGACGUGACCUAACCGUUCCCCACCAGCUCCGGUCGGCCGGCGUCAUGUCCGGCGGUGGCGUCUUCCUCGGGGUCGACGUCGGCACCGGCAGCGCUCGCGCAGGCCUCUUUGAUGACAAGGGUAAGUUGCUGGGGUCAGCAAGCAACCCUAUACAGAUAUGGAAAGAGAAAGAUUGUGUCGAGCAAUCGUCAACGGAUAUCUGGCACGCAGUGUGUACUGCUGUAAAAUCUGCAUGCUUGCUGGCAAAUGUUGGCGCUGAGGAUGUCCUCGGUCUUGGCUUCACUGCUACUUGCUCCCUUGUUGCUGUGGGUGCUGAUGGUUCUCCUGUUUCGGUUUCUUGGAAUGGUGAUUCAAGAAGGGAUAUCAUCGUGUGGAUGGACCAUAGGGCUGCCGACCAGGCUGGGCGAAUUAAUUCUCAGAAUUCAGUGGCAUUGCAAUUUUAUGGUGGGGGUGUCUACCCAGAAAUGCAAGUUCCAAAGCUUUUAUGGGUUAAGGAGAAUCUGCAAGAGUCUUGGUCUAUGGUAUCUAGGUGGAUGGACCUUGGUAACUGGUUAACAUAUAGGGCGACCGGUGAUGACACCCGCAGCUUAUCACACAUGGAGCAGUGGAGGGAAUCAGUUUCACGUGAUAUGGAUGGAGCGGAUGAGGACUUUUGGGUAGAAAUAGGCUUGGAAGACCUUUAUAAUGGGAGCAACAAAAAAAUAGGACACGAUGUUGCGUUUCCUGGUCAUCCUCUAGGUUCUGGUUUGACACCUGCUUCUGCAAAGGAGUUAGGCUUGCUUCCUGGGACUCCUGUUGGAAUUUCUCUUAUUGAUGCUUAUGCUGGUGGUAUUGGAGUCAUGGAAAGUGUGCCAGAUGAAGAUUUUAAAUCCGACAUGUCUGAUGAAGAAGCAAUAUGCCAUCGCAUGGUUUUGGUUUGUGGGACAUCUACAUGCCACAUGGCUGUUUCAAAGAACAAGCUAUUUAUCCCUGGUGUCUGGGGGCCAUUUUGGUCUGUGAUGAUACCUGAGUUUUGGCUCACGGAAUGUGGCCAAAGUGCAACUGGUGCUCUACUAGAUUACGUUGUUCAAAACCAUGUUGCCGCUCCCCUUCUGGCUAAUCAGGCUGCUUCUCAAAGUGUGUCCAUUUAUGAGUUGAUGAACAAGAUAUUGCUUUCAAUGUCACAUGAACAAAAUAUGCCUUUUCUUUCUGCCUUAAGUCAAGACACGCAUGUCCUUCCUGAUUUUCAUGGAAACCGGUCCCCUGUGGCUGAUCCAAAAUCUAAGGGGGUGAUUUGUGGCUUGACACUUGAUACAAGUGAGAAGCAGUUAGCGCUUAUCUACCUAGCAACAAUUCAGGGCAUUGCUUAUGGUACUCGUCAUAUCGUGGAUCAUUGUAAUGCUCACGGGCACAAGAUCGACACUCUUCUUGCGUGUGGCGGACUUGCAAAGAACUCCUUGUAUAUCCAAGAACAUGCAGAUAUCACCGGUUGUAAAAUAAUCCUUCCCAGGGAGAACGAGUCUGUGCUUUUAGGGGCUGCUAUUCUGGGUGCUGUUGCUGCAAAGAAGUUCUCCGGCGUUCAUGAUGCAAUGAAAGCACUGAAUGCAGCCGGGAAGGUUGUGCGUCCGUCUUCGGAUCCUAGGGUGAAGAAAUACCAUGAGGCGAAGUAUCAGAUAUUCAGGUCCCUGUAUGAUCAGCAGCUCUCCCACCGCUCAACCAUGGUGCAGGCAUUGCAAUAGCCAGUAGGAACAUUUAUGAUCACUAUAAGCUGCGGUUCUUGGUUCUCAAAACGAUGUCUCUAAAAUUUGAUUGUAGAACAGGAUGAUCCUUCGUAAGUCGAUGUAUGCGGCACGCAUUUUUGGUUCGGGCAUGAUGACCAGCGAUUUCUGAUCAUUUCUGGUCAGCAAUUUGACUCUGCAGCAAGCUUAAUGGAGUUUAGAGCAUCGAUGAAAUUGAAAUAUAUCAUGCAUUUUUUUCCAUUA
This is a messenger RNA of Brachypodium distachyon (stiff brome), 2088 nucleotides long. RefSeq names its product FGGY carbohydrate kinase domain-containing protein. Gene Ontology annotation, biological process: carbohydrate metabolic process. The record is from RefSeq and is a predicted model, not a curated record. Lineage: Eukaryota; Viridiplantae; Streptophyta; Magnoliopsida; Poales; Poaceae. Gene Ontology annotation, molecular function: kinase activity; phosphotransferase activity, alcohol group as acceptor. The coding region runs from base 16 to 1845 and encodes 609 amino acids. The transcript has 15 exons.